Molecule: messenger RNA, 893 nt
Organism: Daktulosphaira vitifoliae (grape phylloxera)
Lineage: Eukaryota; Metazoa; Arthropoda; Insecta; Hemiptera; Phylloxeridae
Gene: ND-23
Product: NADH-ubiquinone oxidoreductase subunit 8
Exons: 5
Coding region: 163-783 (206 amino acids)
Biological process (GO): mitochondrial electron transport, NADH to ubiquinone; mitochondrial respiratory chain complex I assembly
Cellular component (GO): membrane
Molecular function (GO): NADH dehydrogenase activity; 4 iron, 4 sulfur cluster binding
Source: RefSeq, a predicted model, not a curated record
GUAAAUUGUGGUAUAUAAUUUCAGAAGGUUAAAAUUCUUGAACUUAAUCUCUAUUAAAAUUGUAUCUUUAAAUGAAAAGUUAAUUGAUAUUAACAUUAAUUAUUACUUUAAAUAUUAUUUUACUUUAAUAAAUUAAGGAUUAAUAGAAUUAUCUCGUAUAAAAUGAGCUUUGUAGCCUUAGCCAAAUUAGGCAAACCUGUUGUACGAUCAUCUGCAUGGUUACCAUUAAAAUUAGCAUCUAGAACCAAUUAUGUGAAUGUUAACAGAGAUGACGAAUUUGAAGAUGUUAGCUGGAGCAAGCUUUCUGAUGAAGCUAUUUCAUAUGCCUUUACCACUGAAUUAUUCAGAGGUGCUGCUGUAUCAUUAGCUCACUUUUUCAAAGAACCUGCUACAAUUAACUAUCCAUUUGAAAAAGGGCCACUAUCACCACGUUUUCGAGGAGAACAUGCACUUCGACGCUAUCCAUCAGGAGAAGAAAGAUGCAUUGCUUGUAAACUAUGUGAAGCUAUUUGUCCUGCACAAGCUAUAACAAUUGAAGCUGAAGAAAGAGCUGAUGGAAGUCGUCGUACAACUCGUUAUGAUAUUGAUAUGACUAAAUGUAUUUACUGUGGUUUUUGUCAAGAAGCAUGUCCAGUAGAUGCCAUUGUUGAAGGGCCAAAUUUUGAAUAUUCAACAGAAACCCAUGAAGAACUUUUAUAUAAUAAAGAUAAAUUAUUGAAUAAUGGUGACAAAUGGGAAUCAGAAAUUGCAGCUAAUAUCUAUGCUGAUCAUCUUUACCGUUAAAAUAAAAGAAGUUUUAGUGAAUAAUUGUUACAUAAAUUAGUUUUGUUUCUUUACAAAAUAAUUAUAAUGAAUAAAUUAAAAUAAUUAAUUAUAAUUCUAUUUCCAAAUAA